Molecule: messenger RNA, 823 nt
Organism: Suncus etruscus (white-toothed pygmy shrew)
Lineage: Eukaryota; Metazoa; Chordata; Mammalia; Eulipotyphla; Soricidae
Gene: C6H1orf50
Product: chromosome 6 C1orf50 homolog
Exons: 5
Coding region: 39-638 (199 amino acids)
Source: RefSeq, a predicted model, not a curated record
CUUGCACGACCAGGUGAGAGGUAGGAAGAGGUCCUGUCAUGGAGAAGGCUGCCAGACCUGGGCAGACGGAGGAAGCCCCUGGGAUCGGAGAAGUUCGGUCGGCGGCUGGUCGGGGAGGCGCCUUGGUGGAGCUCACCCCGACCCCUGGCGGCCUGGCCCUGGUGAGCCCCUACCACACCCACCGGGCCGGGGACCCCUUAGACCUCGUGGCGCUCGCCGAGCAGGUGCAGAAGGCUGAUGAAUUCAUCAGAGCAAAUGCUACAAACAAACUGACGGUCAUUGCUGAGCAGAUCCAGCAUUUGCAAGAACAAGCAAGGAGGGUAUUGGAAGAUGCUCGUCGAGAUGCUGAUUUGCACCAUGCUGCGUGUAACAUGGUGAAGAAACCAGGCAACAUUUACUACCUUUAUAAACGGGAAAGUGGGCAGCAGUAUUUUUCCAUUAUUUCUCCCAAGGAAUGGGGGGCAAGUUGUCCACAUGCCUUCCUUGGUGCCUACAAACUACAGCACGACCUGUCCUGGACUCCUUAUGAAGACAUUGAGAAGCAGGAUGCUAAGCUUGACCUGGUGCACACGUUGCUGAGCCAACCAUUGCCCCUGCCUUCAUCCGCCAAGAGCCCGGCCCCCAGGACUGAGUCCUGACAGUGGACUCGGAUUGCUCUCUCACUAGGGUCUGGCACCUCUGGUUGCCCCUUGGUCUCUUGGUGGAAGGUACAUGAGAGUCGAGAGCAGCUACAUAAGGAACAUCUCAGAAUCCAGCAUGAAUGUAAAUGUGUCAUUCCGCCCACUUUCAGUCUUCGAAAAGAUCAAUAAAGACAGUGAACCUC